AUGUUUCGACGCCAAGUUUGCGCGCGGAAGGGGUGUGGGACGGGGGUGAAGACGUUUUCGACGUCUGCUAUGAGGAGUGCGAGGCAGAAGGAUCAUUACGAGACGCUUAGUGUGCAGCGGAAUGCUACCAAGCAGCAGGUCAAGGCAAAGUUUUACGAACUCUCCAAAAAGUACCACCCCGAUGCGAGCGAGGGCGAUGUAGCGAGGUUUCACGAAAUCAACGAUGCGUAUUCCAUCCUCGGCGACGAGUCCAAAAGACGGCAAUACGACCAAUCCUCCUCCACCGUCUCUUCCCAUCGCCCAUUCCAAUCCCAAUCGUACGCCAACGGCCACGGCCACUCUUCCUUCCGCCCCCACGAUCCCCAUUUGCACCGCGCAGCUCAAGGCCCGCACCGCUCUUGGAACUCGUCUUCCUACGCGCACCACCCCUUCUCCAAACCCCGCACCGAGACCUACUCGCCCUUCGGCCGGCGCACACCUGAGGGGUACGCUUAUGCGCACCAGUACAACUACUCGUUCAACCCGAAUCUCCGCACUACAGAACGGACGAACCAAGGUUGGGGCAGGCGCAAGCCGACGCAUGCGCAGAGUAAAGAAGAACAUGUGCAUUCGAGUGGAGGGGGGAUCUGGAGGUUUGUGAUCACUGUGGGGAUGAUCUUGACGGUCAUUUCGCUUGGUGGGGGACUGACGGCGACGGAGAGUAAGGUGGAUUGGAAUAAGGUGUGGAGCGAGCGGGAGGGGAAGAAGAUGGGGAGGGAACGGAAGAGGCUGAAGGAGAAGCUCGCGUGA
Molecule: messenger RNA, 789 nt
Organism: Cryptococcus wingfieldii CBS 7118
Lineage: Eukaryota; Fungi; Basidiomycota; Tremellomycetes; Tremellales; Cryptococcaceae
Exons: 3
Coding region: 1-789 (262 amino acids)
Source: RefSeq, a predicted model, not a curated record